Messenger RNA from Stegodyphus dumicola, 1119 nucleotides. Its product is annotated as ciliary microtubule inner protein 2B-like. NCBI's taxonomy places the organism in Eukaryota, Metazoa, Arthropoda, Arachnida, Araneae, Eresidae. The record is from RefSeq and is a predicted model, not a curated record.
UUCAUAAGUAAGAAAAUUAAUCUUUUAUAAUGAAAAAACUUUAUAAUCUUAAAUUCUGAUGAAAGCAAUAAGACGGUUAUAUGUUUAGAUAAUAAGUUUAAAGAAAAUUAUACGGUUUUUAGUUAUCAGUUAAUAUCCUGUUCCCGCGUGUUAGUUUUAAUUUAGUGUAAUUAAUUGUAUACCAGUGUUUGAUUUGACCAAACGAUAUAGGACGAUCAUAAAGAUAAAUUACUUGGAUUUUUUAAUUUUCAAUACUGAGCUAGAAUAUUGUUAAGAAAUUUGUUCCUAUUCAGUCCCUUCCCCCAAACAUUAUUAAUUUUAAACCUUUAUAUCAAUCAGAUUACAGUAAUUGAAGAAAUAUUUGCAUUUGAUCUUCAUUAAGAGUAUUACUUCAAAUCUUUGCGAACCAUUAUGUCGUUUGAUAAAAUGUCAACUGAUGAAAUCAUAAAAAAGCCAUUUAUGAAACCGGAUCUUGUCCCUCAACCCCAUUUCAUUCCUGGAUAUACAGGAUUUUGUCCAGAAUUGCCUUUGAAUGUAGGGGCCAGUUACGGACGGAUAACGCAUGAAGUACUUAAAGACAAACCCCGGAUGGCAGGAAGAUUGGAUCCUAUAGAUGCUGAGGUAGCCCAUCCUACCAAAAAACAAGAAAAGGUUGAAAAGAAAAUGGAGGAAGAUAAAAAAAUCAUCAACAACCGGUUUCCUUCUAUAGGACGUCGUAUACUCAAUGAUUACAUGAUGCCAGGUUACUGUGGUCAUGUGCCAAAUAUCACUGACGCAGUUGGGACGAGUUUUUCUAAAGGAUGUGUUACAUCUAUUGCAAAGUUUAUUCGUGAACAAGCUGACGAGAAGCAAGAAAGGCCAAAAUAUAACUACUAAAAUCCAACUGGUAUGUGACCACAGCUAGUGGAACAUGAAAGAAACUGGAUAUACAAUGUAAAAUGUAGUUAAAAUAUCCUCAAGGAUUGGGAAUCAUCGACCAGUGUACUUCGAAGACUUAAAUAUUUCGAAAGAAGAAUUUUAAACGUAAUACAUGAAUAAUCAAAGAAAUUUAUCCAUACCUAGCUAGAAGACGACGUCCCAUUUCAUAUGUAAUGAUCAAAAAAUAAAAAAUAACUAAUA